UUAAACUAUGAUGGUUUGAAAAGGAGGGAAUAAUUAUAAACCGUACGAUCCAAUCCCUUUUCAUUUAUAAACCUUGAGAAGGAAUUGAUAUUUUUCUCACUCUCUCACUCUCUCACUCUCACUCGCUCACUCUUUCUCUCUCCUCUCAUUUCGUUACUAUUCGCUUGAUAUUCAGUCAGUUUUAAUUUAGGGAAAAUGAGAGAAAUCCUUCAUGUCCAGGGUGGUCAGUGUGGUAACCAGAUUGGAUCUAAAUUUUGGGAGGUUGUAUGUGACGAGCAUGGCAUUGACCCCACUGGAAGAUAUGUUGGUACAUCAGACUUGCAAUUGGAGCGUGUCAAUGUCUACUACAAUGAGGCUUCAUGUGGAAGAUUUGUUCCUCGUGCUGUGCUGAUGGAUCUUGAGCCUGGUACCAUGGAUGCUGUCAGAACUGGUCCAUAUGGUCAGAUCUUUCGCCCCGACAACUUUGUUUUCGGGCAGUCUGGUGCUGGUAACAAUUGGGCCAAGGGUCAUUACACUGAAGGUGCUGAGCUUAUUGACUCAGUUCUCGAUGUUGUGAGGAAGGAAGCUGAGAACUGUGACUGUUUGCAAGGAUUCCAAGUGUGCCACUCUUUGGGUGGAGGAACAGGUUCUGGUAUGGGUACUUUGUUGAUUUCCAAGAUCAGGGAGGAGUAUCCCGAUAGGAUGAUGCUUACCUUUUCAGUUUUUCCAUCACCUAAGGUUUCAGACACCGUGGUUGAGCCAUACAAUGCUACCCUCUCUGUUCACCAACUUGUUGAGAAUGCAGAUGAGUGUAUGGUGUUGGACAAUGAAGCACUUUAUGACAUUUGUUUCAGGACUCUGAAGCUCACCACACCCAGCUUUGGUGAUCUUAACCAUUUGAUCUCUGCCACCAUGAGUGGUGUCACUUGCUGCCUCCGAUUUCCUGGUCAAUUGAACUCUGACCUUCGCAAGCUUGCCGUGAACUUGAUCCCUUUCCCCCGUCUCCACUUUUUCAUGGUUGGGUUUGCCCCCUUGACUUCACGUGGAUCCCAGCAGUACCGUGCCCUAACUGUCCCUGAGCUCACCCAACAAAUGUGGGAUGCUAAAAACAUGAUGUGUGCUGCUGACCCCAGGCAUGGACGGUACCUCACUGCCUCAGCCAUGUUUCGAGGCAAGAUGUCCACCAAGGAGGUAGAUGAGCAGAUGAUCAACGUCCAGAACAAGAACUCAUCCUACUUUGUUGAGUGGAUCCCCAACAAUGUGAAGUCAAGUGUUUGUGACAUCCCACCCCGUGGUUUGAGCAUGGCCUCAACCUUCAUCGGUAACUCAACUUCCAUCCAAGAAAUGUUCAGGAGGGUGAGUGAGCAAUUCACAGCUAUGUUUAGGAGGAAGGCUUUCUUGCAUUGGUACACUGGUGAAGGUAUGGAUGAGAUGGAGUUCACCGAGGCUGAGAGCAACAUGAAUGAUCUUGUAUCGGAAUACCAGCAGUACCAGGACGCCACUGCUGAUGAUGAAGGUGAGUAUGAAGAUGAGGUGUCUGAUCAAGAAGAGGUUUAAGAAUGAGAGCUUUUUAGCAAGUCUGCUUGGAUAAAUUCGCAACCUCGUGUAAGUUUGUGUGUUUACUAUCAGAUGAUUUGUAUGUAUAAUGUGGAAAAGAAGGGGGAUAUGUGAUAAGCUGUGGAAAGUAUUUGGUCAUAUUAUGUCUUACUAGCUUUGUUAUUUCUGGUAUGUAGUCAUAUUUGAUAUUAUUACAUGGUUUGAUGUUGCUAUGUCCAAUUUACUUUCUGGGAGUAGUUUGUUUUAAUGGCCUUUAGGUUA
Molecule: messenger RNA, 1797 nt
Organism: Amaranthus tricolor (Joseph's coat)
Lineage: Eukaryota; Viridiplantae; Streptophyta; Magnoliopsida; Caryophyllales; Amaranthaceae
Product: tubulin beta-5 chain
Exons: 4
Coding region: 196-1536 (446 amino acids)
Biological process (GO): microtubule cytoskeleton organization; mitotic cell cycle
Cellular component (GO): cytoplasm; microtubule
Molecular function (GO): GTPase activity; structural constituent of cytoskeleton; GTP binding
Source: RefSeq, a predicted model, not a curated record